CCGCCGUCACCAAAAUUUCCUUUUCCUCAACCUCAACCCUCAACUCAAAUCCUUGAGGUUUCCUUAACUGAGAUUUUCCUCAAUUCGCCGUCACCAAACAGUCUGAGGAGUACCUCAGUUGAGGCUGAAAAUUCACACUCAACUCAGUUGAGAAAGUACACGAUUAAUUUCGGGUGAUUUCGCGGAAUAUUUUAUGUAAUGAUUUUACGUAAUAAAAUUUCUCUCGUCUGCAUUUGUGUUUUGUAAACAUGGCUGAAAAAGAUAUUUUAAGUUUGAUUUCGAGUGCAAAGAGGAAGCGGGGGGCUAACUGGUCCACUGAGGAGGAGAUCGUGUUGAUCGAGGAAGUUUUGAAGAACGAAGAGAAGUUAUUUGGAAAAAUGAAAGGGGCGGGGAUGAAGGGGAAACAUGUAAAACUGAAAGAAGAGACAUGGCAGUCUAUAACAGACACAUUGAAUUCGCAAUUUAGAAAUGAAAGAACCUCAGAAUCAAUUUCUAAAAAGUACGACAACGUAAAACAGAGAGCCAAGGAUAAGAUUGACGGAAUACGCCGUCCCAAGACAGGGGGAGGUCCACCAAUGCCACCACUGACCCAAGCUGAGGAGGUCCUCUAUCAAGCUAUGGACUCUAGACCCAACAUUGUAGGCGUGAUUGGUUGGGUUAUAAAUGAUAAAUAGAGCCUAGAAUACAAAUAUUACACCCCUACUAUGUAAUAUUUAGAAUCGAAUAAUUUACGCACGACCCCUUAGCACGAGUUAUCCUCCCUGAAUUUUGAAAAGAAAGUAGAAAAGAAAACAGAACGACUGACAACAUACCGGCUAUUUUGAUGAACUCUUGCUUAGUUUUUCGUGCUUGUGCGUCUCUGGGAAAUACAAUGAAUUGUUGUCGAACUCUAAGGAUGGCAUCCGUGACCGAUCUACAGCAUCUACCGACGGUGGACUCGGAAACAUUGAUACUAUCACCUAUAAGUUUGUGGUAUGCGCCUGUCGCAAAGAACCUGAGGCAUACAAACAGCUGCAAGAGCGGAGGUAAGGCAUUGUUUUUUGUGCUGUCUAUCAAAGCCCCGCCUAUCAAGUCCAGUAGAUACACGACUGAUGCCUGCCGAAAUCUAUACCGCUCGAAAAGCUCAUCGUCCGUGUAGGCUUCUAAAGGGUUCAGUCGGUCCCGAAUAACCCUUUUUGAUGGUCGAUUCCGAUAUCUCAGAAACCUACGUCGUCUGCGACGUCUACCUGCCAUAUUGAAUAUGCUUGAGGAAAAUUUUAAGGUUGCUAUGAAGCUAACCUUAAAUAUUUGAGGAUUUCCUCAAGAUUAUCACUUGAGGAAACCUCAAAUUUAUGUGGUGACGGUGACUUGAGUGUGAAGUUAAGUAUUUGAGGGAAAACCUCAGAGUUGAGGCUGAGGAAUGAGUUGAGUGA
Messenger RNA from Ostrea edulis (European flat oyster), 1412 nucleotides. RefSeq lists its product as uncharacterized. The transcript has 3 exons. The record is from RefSeq and is a predicted model, not a curated record. Gene Ontology annotation, cellular component: nucleus. The coding region runs from base 249 to 674 and encodes 141 amino acids. Lineage: Eukaryota; Metazoa; Mollusca; Bivalvia; Ostreida; Ostreidae.